Dimorphilus gyrociliatus is the source of this 616-nucleotide messenger RNA. The record is from the annotation of a GenBank genome assembly. NCBI's taxonomy places the organism in Eukaryota, Metazoa, Annelida, Polychaeta, Dinophilidae.
AAUGUCAUACCUUGCAAAACUAACAUCUGCUAAUGGGGCACUAAGUCGGAUUCAAUUAGGUGCUAAAAUAGAAGAAAAAAAUCAAACCAUCGAAGUGGAAGAGUUAAAAAAUCUUGUAGAUAAUGAAAUAUCAACUUUAAAAGAUCAGGCGAAAGAGACACAAUCGAAGCUUCGAGAGAUUGAAAUGCACUAUCGGGGAGCAAGAGACGAGCUUGUGAACCGACGCAAAGUUGUUCUUGAGGCAGAAAUUAAACUAGAUAUGGUAACACAAGAACUUGGAUCACUUAAACAACAGUGCGAAAUGUUAAAAAUAUGGAAUGUUGAUCGUUUGCUGAGUAACGAAGGAUAUGAAAUUAUGAAGGAAUAUGCCUCAGCAUGGAGCCUAGGAUUGACGGGCAGAGAGCAAAGACUAAACUUCAACAAUAUUCUAAAAGAUAUAUUAAAUGGUCAAAAUGUAGAUUUUCUCUUAAAUGAAAAACGAAUUGACUUGCAGUCCAUAUUUAACCCAAGAAGAGAUUUAAAAGAACAAAGGGGGAAAUUUGGCAAGAGCUGGGAAGGUGUUGAACGAUUAAAUUUAGGUAAAACGAAAGUUAACAAAGCAUCAUCGAGACUUUAA